ACCACGAUUCCAUCGUUGCUCCCAGCUUUCUUCCCCUUUGCCUCCCAUUCCAACCUUCAUCCGCGUCCCCUGUAUAUAUGUAUAGCACGGGCAGGUAUGCCAUUUGCCAUUGUCUGAGCCUUCCCUUGUUUUGAUCCACUUCAUCUCGACUCUCACACAGGCGAAGAUACUGAGGGAGAGACUUCCGUUGCAGAGUUUAUAGCACCCACAGGGGAACCUAAAGAAAUGGCUUCGCUCACACGUUGCUUAUACUGCACCGGAGUGGGACCCAGGGCCCACCUCCUCUCCCUCUCCCUCUCCCUCUCCCCUUCCGCCUUCCGCCUUGAGCCCCCUCUGCUGACGCCGGCCCUCGGGAAGCCAGCCGCUGCCCACCGCCGCCGCCCUGAUCCGCCCCGGGUGGUGGUGGCCGACGCCUCACCGCUUUUCGCGGCGGAACCGGCCACUGCGGCGGCCUUCGACUUCAAGGGCUACAUGCUCCAGAAGGCGGCGGCCGUCGAGCGCGCCCUCGACGAGGCCGUGCCGCUCGCGCACCCGGAGCGCGUCCACGAGGCAAUGCGCUACUCCCUCCUCGCUGGCGGCAAACGCAUCCGCCCCGUUCUCUGCCUCGCGGCCUGCGAGCUAGUCGGCGGCCGGGACGCCUGGGCGAUGCCCGCCGCCGUCGCCGUCGAGAUGAUCCACACCAUGUCCCUCAUCCACGACGACCUCCCCUGCAUGGACAACGACGACCUCCGGCGCGGCCGCCCCUCCUGCCACCGUGCCUUCGACGAGCCCAUCGCCGUCCUUGCCGGCGACGCCCUCGUUUCCUUCGCCUUCGCCCUCCUGGCGGACCCGUCCUCCUACCCCGCCGAUGCAUCGGUGACCACUGACCGGAUCGUCUGUGCAGUCGGCGAACUCGCUAGCUGCGGAGGCGUCAAGGGCCUGGUCGCGGGCCAAGUGGCCGACAUCGAGGCCACCGGGCCGGGAGCCCCGGCCAGCCUCGACCAGCUCAAGUUUAUCCACCUGCGCAAGACCGCUGCUCUGAUGGAGGCGUCGGUGGUCAUCGGCGCCAUUGUGGGAGGCGCCUCCGAUGACCAGAUCGAGCGGCUGAGACAAUACGCGAGGUGCAUCGGGCUGUUGUUCCAGGUGGUUGACGACAUCCUCGACGUGACCAAAUUGUCGGAGGAGCUGGGGAAGACGGCAGGGAAGGAUGUGGCCAGCGGGAAGACGACAUAUCCAAAGCUGUUGGGGUUGGAAAGGUCAAGGGAGUUUGCUGAGAGACUGCUAAACGAUUCCAAGGAGCAGCUUGCGGGAUUUGAUCCGACGAAGACGGCGCCUUUGCUACAUCUGGCAGAUUACACCGCCUACCGCCACAAGUAGAUCACGUUUUAGAUGCAUGCGUGCCUGCCUCGCUCAAAUGCUAGUAAUAGGGUUUGCAUUGGCAAUUAUGUCAGAUCCAGUGGUGGUGUUUAAGCUACAUGGAGAGAUUAAUCAAUCUUUCCCUACUACUGUUGUUCCUCAUCCCUUUAUUUCUGCUAUGCAUUUGGUUAUGCAAUUAAUGGAAUAUAUAAUUAAAUUUGGGAGGGAUA
Musa acuminata subsp. malaccensis (wild Malaysian banana) is the source of this 1565-nucleotide messenger RNA. RefSeq names its product geranylgeranyl pyrophosphate synthase 7, chloroplastic. Gene Ontology annotation, biological process: isoprenoid biosynthetic process. NCBI's taxonomy places the organism in Eukaryota, Viridiplantae, Streptophyta, Magnoliopsida, Zingiberales, Musaceae. Gene Ontology annotation, molecular function: geranylgeranyl diphosphate synthase activity. The record is from RefSeq and is a predicted model, not a curated record.